AGUCAACAAAACCAUCUCUCCUUUCCAUCAAACUCAUCUCCAGGUACUGCACCACUCUCUUCAAGACACGUCUAGGAGACUGCAACUCCAUGCAUUGUUCACACACAUCACCUCGCCUUGAAAUAUCCUCAUCCUGAACUCUUAGGCCAUUUCAAUGGCACCCACAAAGAAAGGUGGCCGCCCUGCAAAGGCCGCCAGUCCUCCAUUGCAGGGAUGCAUCAUCGCCCUCAGCGGUGCCUUUCCUGGCCGUACUCAGCCAUCCGUCGACAAUGAACUCAUCACACCCCUCGGAGGCACUCUUGCAAAGUCCAUCACCGCCGACACCACUCAUCUCGUGACAACUGAAGGUGAUUUUGCCAAGCCCUCAACCAAAGUCACCCAGGCAAAGUCGAAGGACGUCCUCAUCGUUAAUAUGACGUGGUUGGAAGAUUGCCUCGCUGAAAAUGCUAGGAUGGACGAGACCAAGUACUUCUUUGGUGGCUCGGCUGCUUCUCCUUCGGCAGCCCCGCCAUCAACCAACAGCCAGAUCAACGGUAAAGCCAAAGGAAAAGCAGCCAAGAAGCGCGCAGCUUCUGUUGUCGACGAUGACGAUGACGAGGAAGAGGACAAGCCUCAGCCAAAGAAACCCACCAAACCUGCUGGUGCCAUUGCUGCCAACGGAACAUCCUCUCAAGCCGCUGAGGGCCAAACCAAUGUUGCAACAUUAUCUUCCCUCAAGAUUCCCGUUGACGAGGUUUGUGGUCUCACUCACUACCAGGUUUACAUUGAUGAUGACAAAGUCAUCUACGAUGCGUCGUUGAACCAAACCAAUGCUGGCAAUAAUAACAACAAAUUCUACCGCGUCCAGCUUCUUCAUAAUAAUGGUCAUUACCAAACAUGGACUCGUUGGGGCAGAGUUGGAGACAGAGGUCAGAGUAAAAUGCUAGGUGAUGGCAGUCUGAACGAUGCCCUUCGCGAGUUCGACAGCAAGUUCAAGUCCAAGAGUGGACUGGCUUGGGCCAAUCGAGCCGACAAGCCAAAAAGUGGAAAGUAUACUUUCAUUGAGCGAAGUUACACUGAAGACACAGAUGAUGAAGAAGAAACCGAAGCCAAGGUCAAGACCGAAUCCGAGGAGCAAGAAGAGGCACCAGAGUCGAAGUUGCCGGUCGCGGUUCAAGAUCUCAUGGAACUCAUUUUCAACCAACAAUACUUUGCUGCGACCAUGGUGGACCUCAACUACGAUGUCAACAAGAUGCCCCUCGGAAAGUUGGCCAAGAGCACCAUUGUCAAAGGCUAUCAAGCAUUGAAGGAUCUCUCCGAUCUAAUGAAUGACGUCUCGCUUGCCCAGUCAGAGUAUGGCACUGACUACCAGUCCGCCAUCGAGAAUCUAUCCAACUCCUUCUACUCCUACAUCCCUCAUGCCUUCGGACGAAAUCGCCCUCCUAUCAUCAACAACCAAGACAUGCUGAACCGGGAAGUUGAGUUACUUGAUUCGCUGAGUGAUAUGAAGGAUACCGCGAACCUCAUGAAGAAGGAACCAAAGGAUGUCGAGAAGAUCAAUGCACUUGACAGACAGUUUCGUGGCCUCGGAAUGGAAGAAAUGACCCCACUCAAGAAAGACAGUACCGAGUUCGCCGAGCUCAAGAGCUACCUUGUCGAGACAAGAGGUUCCACCCACAACGCUAAUUAUCAUGUCGAUCAGAUCUUCCGUAUCGAGCGUAACGGAGAGAAGGAUAGAUUCGACAAGAGCCCCUAUGCAGGACCUCCACGUGACAGACGAUUGCUCUGGCAUGGAUCUCGUACGACCAAUUUCGGCGGAAUCUUGAGUCAAGGUCUACGCAUUGCUCCACCCGAAGCUCCAGUCUCUGGUUACAUGUUUGGCAAGGGUAUCUACUUGGCAGACAUGUCUUCGAAGUCGGCCAACUACUGCUGCUCUCAUAUUUCCAAUGGUCACGUUCUAUUGCUUCUCUGUGAAGCUGAACUUGGUGAUCCAAAGCAAGAACUCACUGAUGCUUCUUACACCGCCGGUGAGGAUGCCAAAGCCAAGGGAAUGAUAUCAACGUAAGUUUGAUGCCCCAUCUCCUACUAGCUAAUAUUGACUCGGAUCGAGUUGGGGAAUGGGUAUGACCGGACCAAAGGUUUGGAAGGAUGCUGAAGCCAUACACCCUUCUUUGAAAGGCAUCAAGAUCGUGAGUCCAAAUCUGUCCUUGUAUUGACACGCCUUUGAUUUACACUUUUCUAGCCCGAUGUCACAACUCCACCUGGCCCCACUGCUGUCCCUGACGCCUACCUGAUGUACAACGAGUACAUCACCUACGACGUCGCUCAAGUCCGCCUUCGGUACCUCUUCCGAGUGCGAAUGUAGACGUGGACUUGUUGACCGUCCAGGUCUACGAUUCGAGCCAACACAAUUUCCUUCACACCUGUACCAACACAUUUAUUCUGCCGAACCAAUACUACUGCUAGCUCCUACAGAGAGAACUGGGCGCUAGCUGUAUGGCGUCAAUCCGCGAAUAUUAUUUUUUGAAUCAAAAGCGCAUCAUCAUCGAACGAAUUCUAUCACAUCUCUCUGCAUAGAUGAUGGAAACACAUUUCUAUUUGCUCAUUAGCUAGAAUUUAGCUAGACUUGAGAGGUAAAUAGAGCAUAAAUAGCAGACUGACAUAUACUAACACUCUCUCGCGUCCACAUCUAACAACCUGCAAUCUACCGGUGAACAUUCUACAUCUCCUUCUAAAGCCCAAUAAUCUAAUUCGUCGCCUUUUCUACCUUUCCCUUCUCCUCGCAUCCUCGCCACUCCUCCCAUGCCAUCCAUCACCCCACAACUCACCCUCUCCUCCACCUCUCCUCCACCUCUCCUCCACCUCACCUCCUC
Molecule: messenger RNA, 2852 nt
Organism: Cadophora gregata
Lineage: Eukaryota; Fungi; Ascomycota; Leotiomycetes; Helotiales; Ploettnerulaceae
Exons: 3
Coding region: 155-2044 (629 amino acids)
Molecular function (GO): NAD+ poly-ADP-ribosyltransferase activity
Source: RefSeq, a predicted model, not a curated record